AUGUGCAACAUGGGAAGAAAAUCUCACUGGACAGUGACACGGUGCGACGACCCACGAGUUCCUCUCCGUGAACAUCACCCAAACCCAAACGACACAUUAACCGUAAUCAAACAAACCCUAAUUUUUUUUAUCUCCCCCAAUUAUUUGUCCCCUUCUCAUCCAAUCAAUCUUAAUAAACCCAAUAUCAAAUUUUUCACAAAAUUUCCCAAUUGAAAUCCCCGAUUAACCUUCUUGGGGCGCUCAAUUUCAAUUUUUCUUGCCAAUUUUGUCCUCAACUGUAUUUUUUUUGCUUCUCUUUUUCCCUUUCAUCAUCGUCGGCAGAUCAAGAUUUGAAGGAUCCCCAAUUUCUCUCUGAGUGAAUGGUUAAGCAUAUACUUUUGUAAAUCACUGAUCUAAAAGUAUGGGCAAUAGUGAGAUGGAUAAAUCCGCAAAAGAGAAGGAGUCGAAGACGCCGCCACCAACAUCACAGGAGCAAACUUCAACCACCACCAGCACCGGACCUGUUAAUCCUGACUGGGCAAGCUUUCAGGCAUAUUCCCCUAUGCCUCCACAUGGAUUCAUGGCAUCAAGUCCUCAAGCUCAUCCUUAUAUGUGGGGUGUCCAGCACAUUAUGCCUCCUUAUGGUACUCCACCACAUCCCUAUGUAAUGUAUCCCCAUGGCGGCAUAUAUGCUCAUCCAUCCAUGCCUCCGGUAAUCAAUGGAUCGUAUCCAUUCAGUCCUUAUGCCAUGCCUACUCCAAACGGUAUUGCUGAGGCUUCGGGUAACACUCCUGCCAGCAUGGAAGCUGAUGGUAAGCCUCAUGAGGUGAAGGAAAAAUUGUCAAUCAAAAGAUCAAAAGGAAGUUUGGGUAGUUUGAACAUGAUUACUGGGAAAAAUAAUGAACACAGUAAAACAGCGGGGACAUCUACUAAUGGAAAUCACUCAAAGAGUGGUGAAAGUGCAAGUUUUGAAGGUACUAGUGAGGGAAGUGAUGCAAAUUCUCAGAAUGACUCUCAAUUGAAACCCGGGGACAGGCGGGAUUCUUUUGAAGGUGAACCAUCUCAAAAUGGCAGUACAGUGCAUACUUCUCAAAAUGGGGGACUUAAUACAGCUCCUACAGGUGUUAAUCAAACUAUGUCUAUCCUGCCAAUCUCUGCGGGUGGUGCUCCUGGAGCUGUUCCUGGUCCCGCAACAAACUUAAAUAUAGGAAUGGAGUAUUGGGGCACGCCAACUUCAUCUAACAUCCCUGCUCUCCGUGGAAAAGUUCCGUCUACUACAGUUGCGGGAGGGAUAGUUACUGGUGGAUCACGAGAUAGUGUUCAGUCACAACUUUGGCUACAGGAUGAAAGAGAGCUUAAAAGACAAAGGCGGAAGCAGUCUAAUAGAGAAUCUGCUCGGAGAUCGAGGUUGCGCAAGCAGGCUGAGUGCGAUGAGCUAGCUCAGCGUGCUGAAGUUUUGAAAGAAGAAAAUGCUUCCCUCCGAUUAGAAGUAAGUCGCAUUAGAAGCGAGUAUGAGCAGCUACUCUCCGAGAACACAGCUCUCAAGGAGAAACUUGGGGAACAACCCGGGAACGAUCAGCAUGUGCGUAAUGAUACGCAACAGAGUGGUCAAACAGAGGCUGUACAAGGUGGUCAUUAGGAUCCCAUGCCGCUUUUCACGAAGAUAACCUAACUCAACAGUAAGAGUGCGAUCGGGUUUCGGAUAGCAUGUAGCUCAAAUUGUAUUACAGCUUACCAUAGAUAUAUUUUAUGUUAUAUGAUCCAUGAUUCCUAAUUUGGCUUUUACUUUUAACACCAUUCAAAAUAACCUGGAUCGUAUGUAGUGUGUGAAAAUUGUAUAAUUCCUUAUUCUCAGCUUCAAAGUUAGUGUCCUUAGCAAGUAAUAUAGUUAAUGAAACUGGGUGUUGUCCAUUAUAUGAUUUCCUGUAUAAAUAAUUUAUCGGGAAAAUAAUAAAAGAAAUAUCUUUUUGAA
This is a messenger RNA of Cicer arietinum (chickpea), 1951 nucleotides long. RefSeq names its product bZIP transcription factor 16. Gene Ontology annotation, biological process: regulation of DNA-templated transcription. Lineage: Eukaryota; Viridiplantae; Streptophyta; Magnoliopsida; Fabales; Fabaceae. Gene Ontology annotation, cellular component: nucleus. Gene Ontology annotation, molecular function: sequence-specific DNA binding; DNA-binding transcription factor activity. The record is from RefSeq and is a predicted model, not a curated record.